Messenger RNA from Truncatella angustata, 816 nucleotides. RefSeq lists its product as uncharacterized. Bases 1 to 816 code for a protein of 271 amino acids. The transcript is spliced from 4 exons. NCBI's taxonomy places the organism in Eukaryota, Fungi, Ascomycota, Sordariomycetes, Amphisphaeriales, Sporocadaceae. The record is from RefSeq and is a predicted model, not a curated record.
AUGACUCUCAUCAAUAACUUACAAUAUGGGCUGUUCGGAAUCUCUACACUUGCUUCUAUUCUACGUGUAUCGCGUAUUAUUUAUCAUUAUAAUAUGACUAACGAACCAGGAUUUCAUCAAUUGUUACGUGUGAAAUUCUCUCGUAUAUUCGGGGCACUGUUUGUAAUCGAGAUGAUCGCUUCAACAAGUAUCAAUAUCGCGUUCUGCCUGCUCAUACAGAGGUCGGGCUUAUGGGCGAUCCACCUCUCGAUCUCAAUCACCAUUUGGAGUAUGACAGCACAAUGUUUAUGGGCGUUGAGUAGUUGGUAUACUGAUCUGCCUGCCUUCUACCCUCUCAGGCUGGUCGUGGGUCUAUUUGCCAGUGCUGGCGUGCUUGUUCUAGGCGCAAUUUUGAAGAUCCAGUGUCUUGGUAAUCUCUUCAUUAUCAUCUCUGCCACUUCUUACCGAGCAUGGAUCGUUUGCGAAUGCAUAACGUUCUAUAAUUAUGUGUGCGGUCAUAACAGAACAACAAAUGAUCGCAUGACGGCUCGAUUGCGACUUCAAGUCUGGCUACAACUGAUGGUCUAUUUCCUCAUCAACACCACUUUGUUUUGCACAAUCUUCUUGACAAGCUAUGGAAAUCCAAGUCUUGAUUCGAUAACAAGACCUAUAAUUUUGCUGAUCAUUUCAGCUAUCUAUACCACUCAAGAUCUCGCAAUAGGAAUCUUAGAGGUGAAGAGGCGGGUGCAGAAUAUUGGGCUAAAUGCUGUUAUCGCCGCUGGAUUCCCGGUCAGAACGAUUAGCCCUGAUAAAGUCAAAAGAAUGGUGUGCCUCUAA